This is a messenger RNA of Westerdykella ornata, 1870 nucleotides long. Its product is annotated as general substrate transporter. Bases 304 to 1812 code for a protein of 502 amino acids. The transcript has 6 exons. Gene Ontology annotation, biological process: transmembrane transport; carbohydrate transport. The record is from RefSeq and is a predicted model, not a curated record. Gene Ontology annotation, molecular function: carbohydrate:proton symporter activity. Gene Ontology annotation, cellular component: membrane. NCBI's taxonomy places the organism in Eukaryota, Fungi, Ascomycota, Dothideomycetes, Pleosporales, Sporormiaceae.
ACACAUGGUGAAGGGACUAGGAAUUCCUGCGUGGAGGAGUCCAACUCGGCCAAUUGACGCCGACGAUGCCUCGGUCGGAGAAAUCUGGGGAGGGCUUUCUGGCGAUGGGACAUGCUAGGGGCGGGCAGCGGGAUAAUUCUUUACUGGAGGGGAAAGGGUGUGGGCAUGGAGAGCUACCCUGGUUGAUGGGCAAGGGGAAGAGGGGAGCUGGAGAGCUCUACGGAGGUAUAAGAUGUGGAUCCGGGGAGCUUGAGCUGUUGCUGCUGUUGUGAACUUUUUGUGUUUCUGUACACAGUAAUCGACAUGGCGCUUCCGCCUAAGUGGUAUCAGUUCCUUGUUGGCCUCUUUGCGUCCCUCGGAUCGCUACUCUUUGGCUAUGAUUUGGGUGUCAUCGCUCAAGUGAUUGCUUCGCAGUCUUUCAAUGCCAAGUUCAAGCCGACCGAUGAUGAAACAGGAGCGGUCGUGUCAGUCUUCACUGGCGGAGCCUUCUUCGGAGCGGCGGCCGCUGGCCCCAUGGGUGAUCUGUUGGGUCGGAAAUGGACUAUCAUGAUUGGAGCUCUCGUGUUCUGUCUUGGUGGAGCUUUGCAAACUGGGGCUCAGGCUUUGUCAUAUUUGUAUUCUGGUCGGGCGAUUGCAGGACUGGGAGUCGGAGUAUUGUGCAUGAUUGUUCCCUUAUAUCAGGCCGAGCUGGCACAUCCUAGCAUCAGAGGACGCAUCACCGCUCUUCAACAAUUCAUGCUGGGAGUUGGCGCCCUUGCAGCAGCUUGGAUAUCUUAUGGGACAUAUGUCGGCUUCGCGCCUACCAACGAUGGCCAGUGGAGGACCAGCUUGGGCAUCCAGAUCAUCCCCGCUCUUGUGCUUGCCGCCCUCAUCCUCUUCUUCCCCGAAUCCCCUCGCUGGCUCAUCGACCACGGCCGCCCUGAAGAAGGACUGCGUACGCUCGCCCAGCUCCACGCCCAUGGCAACACCGAGGACCCAUUCGUCCGCGCUCAGUACGACGAGAUCCAAGAAGCCAUCACAUACGAGCACGAACACGAGGCACAAUCCUACGUCGAACUCUUCACCGACCGUUCCUGCUUCCGACGUCUCUUCCUGACAUGCGCGCUUCAAGCGUCCGUACAAAUGACCGGCGUUUCGGCGAUCCAAUACUACAGCGUCACCAUCUACGGCCUCAUGGGCAUCAAGGGCGACGAGACGCUCAAAUACCAGGCCAUAUCCUCCGUCAUCGCCCUCAUCGCGCAAUUCCUCUGUAUCCUCCUCAUCGACCGCCUCGGCCGCCGCUGGCCCCUCAUCCUCGGAAACCUGGGCAACAUGGUCACCUUCAUCAUCGCCACCAUCCUGCUCGCCAAGUUCCCGCCCGGCGAGAGCGGAAACAAGGCAGCGGCCUGGGGUUUCAUCGUCAUCACGUGGAUAUACAAUUUCUCCUUCAGCGCGACGUGUGGCCCGCUGUCGUGGAUUAUCCCCGCCGAGGUGUUCGAUACGAAGACGAGGAGUAAGGGCGUCUCGAUUGCGACCAUGGUGUCGUUCGCGUUCAAUACGAUGAUUGGGCAGGUUACGAAGCCGGCGAUGACGCACGUGGGGUAUAAGUACUACUUUCUGUUCAUUAUUUGCAAUUUCACCAACGCGCUCUUCUUCUGGGCCUUCCUGCCGGAGACGGCCAAGCGCCCGCUUGAGGAGAUGAAUCAUUUGUUCAGGGAUGCGCCGUUGUUUGUCCCGCCGAUGAAGAAGGCGGAUUACAUGUCCCAUGAGUUGGAGCACAGAGUGGAGGAGGUGGAAGCGAAGCAGGGGAUCUCUCAUGCGGAGAAAGCGUAGAUGUAAUAGGACGGCGGUCGAGUGUGGCAUGUUGGCAGAAUAUGUAGAGAAAUAAUUG